AUGAGCUCACAGGGAUGUCCUUUACGCGAACGCUUGGCUGUGGUGACCGGAGGCGGGGGAAAUCUUGGCAAGGCAAUCUGCGACGCCUUAGCAGAGAAAGGUGCUCAUGUGAUCGUCGCUGACAUCGAUUUGGCAAAGGCUGAAGCCGUGCUCACUACUCUUCCAGCUGUGCGCGACGGUCAGAGACACGUUGCAAUGCAAGUUGAUAUUGCUGACUCAACAUCAGUGCAAAACCUCUUUUCGUCACUGAAGCAAUUACACGGUUCCCCCGUCAGCGUUCUGGUGAACUGCGCCGCCAUCUUUGGCAGUGGCACCUCCAUUCUUGAUACAAGCGAGGAGAGUUUUAAUCGAGUCGUCGAUGUUAACCUCAAGGGUACCUUCCUGAUGACCCAAGCUGCUGCCCGAGACAUGCUGGCCGGAGAGGUUACUCAAGGGGUAGUGGUCAACAUUUCCAGCCUGGUCGCCAAGACGGGCUUCAAAGGACGCUACGGUUACGUCGCCUCCAAGGCCGGUAUUGUUGGUCUUACCAAAACGGUGGCCUUGGAUCUCGCCGACAAAGGAAUUCGGUGCAAUGCAGUGCUUCCUGGAAUGAUCCACAGUCCCGUUCCGAGGGUUUCAGAAUUCUUUACAAAAGAGCGGCGACAGAAAAUGUUGUUCUGGCUUCCACUUGGUCGCUUCGCUCAGCCUCGUGAGGUCGCUGACGUGGUUGCUUUUCUCUGCUCGCCAGAGAGCUCGUAUAUGACAGGAGCCGCAAUUGAAGUGGCUGGUGGAUCCAGCUCGUGA
Molecule: messenger RNA, 783 nt
Organism: Ixodes scapularis (black-legged tick)
Lineage: Eukaryota; Metazoa; Arthropoda; Arachnida; Ixodida; Ixodidae
Product: estradiol 17-beta-dehydrogenase 8-like
Exons: 3
Coding region: 1-783 (260 amino acids)
Molecular function (GO): oxidoreductase activity
Source: RefSeq, a predicted model, not a curated record